CUCAUCCCCCGGUCGGAUAAGUCACAGUGGACUGGAUCGGCGAGAUUAACCCAAAUAUCCGUCAUUGGUCCGUGACAACGCUCCUUGUCUGUCGUGUGUAAUAUGCGUUAAAUCGCAGACAGGCGACGCCAUGGACUUCUACAUCAACCUGAAGGUGAAUUUCAGGGGAAAUUCCAAGAAUUUCCUCCUGUCGGGAUCUGAGACCAAGAGCUGGGAGUCGAUGGAGGCCAUGGUAAAGCGUUCCUUUGGCCUGUGCAGCCUUCAGCUGACCUAUUUUGACGAGGAGAACGAGGAGGUAUCCAUCAACAGUCAGGUGGAGUAUGAGGAGGCAUUGAAGAGUGCAGCGAGGCAGGGAAACCGACUGCACAUGAACGUGUAUGAGACUCGAGGUCAGUCUGCGAGGGUCCCCGCCACCAAGGCCAGUGGAGCAGAGCCCAAGCGAGGCUUCAGACCACCACAGCACUGCCCCACCCUGGCCCAGGUAGUCAGCCGCAAGGUCCAGGCUGCAGUGCCAGAACAGGGCAUGGUGAUCAUGAAAGAAGUGAAAGGCACCAAAGAAGAAGACAAGACUCCUCCAGCGUGGUUCACCUCCUACAUGGAGAAGUUUAAGGACCAGGUGGUUCGGGAGGCAGUGGAGAAGAUCUGCAGGGAGUUCUCUGGACAGUGCUGCAUCCACAAGCCCCUCGGAGUGGGAGGGGCAGCAGGUGGAGCAGGAGGAGGUAGAGGGGAAGCAGUAGGUGGGGCAGAGGCACAGCAGGUUCCUGAGGUGUCUUCUGCCCUCCCUGGAGCACCAUCCUCCUCCACUCCUCCCUGCUCCUCCUGCAGGGGACAGACCACCGGAGGAGGCUACCAGUGCAGUGUGUGUACAUCCUGUACUCUGUGCGAGCCCUGCAGUUUCUCUCAUGAUCCCAGUCACAACCUGGUGAGAGCGAGGACUCCUCUGUCCAUCCCCGAACACGGAUCACCUGCCCCUGACCACAGCAAGUUCUACAGGCGAGGUGACCGCAGUUUCAGGAAGGCGGAGAAGCAGCGACUGAAAGCAGAGAAACGUCUGCUUAAAGCCGAGGUCAAAGAGAUCCGCAAACAGCUGAGGAUGGAGAGGCGGGGCAUACAGUGGAGCUCUUCCCACAGAGAUGGAAGCUCCUCCCCUGUCCUUCUGCAGCCUCGAGCCACCCAGCACAACAGCCCAGAGCGUCCAAAGCGUCCCUGUCCACUGGUGGUUCCAACCAUGACGGCUGCAUUUCUGGAUGAGAACCUUCCUGAUGGAACCCGACUGCGUCCUGGGACUAAGUUUAUUAAGUACUGGAAGAUGAGGAACACUGGGACUAUCAGCUGGAGUGCUGAAACUAAGUUGAAAUUCAUGUGGGGGAACCUAGCGGUGGGAUCUGGGGACCGUUGGAGAGAAGUGUCUGUUCCCUUCCUUCAGCCAGGACAGGUUGGAAUAGUGAGCGUAGCUCUGUGUGCUCCUUCUGUGGAGGGCUCCUACACCUCCCACUGGCGCCUGGCCCACGCUGGGGAGCAGUUUGGACCGAGGGUGUGGUGCAGUAUCGUGGUUGACCCUCUGGCCCCUGCACCCAUGAUGGCUGAUGGGAUACUGGUGUCACCCUGUGUCACACCACAGGGUAAGAACCCAGUGGCCAAGGAUGGAAAAGCCUGCACAGCUUCUAGAGAGCAGCCUUUAAUGUCAGUGGACCAGGAAGAGUACUUCAUCCCCUCUGUAGACCUGCUCACUGCACAGGAUCUUCUCUCCUUUGAGCUGCUAGACAUCAACAUCGUUCAAGAGUUGGAGAGUGUCCCAAACAACACCCCUGCUGACAUGACUCCCUGCAUAUCCCCUCUUCCUCAAGAUGGCCUCCUGCAGGACAAGAGCAGUCCGUCUUUGGGUCUGAUCCAGGAAGAGACAGAGGUCAUCAACAGCAUCAUGGUGGCACGUCCAGCUGCUCAGGGUGGCUCUUCCUCCUCCUCCUCCUGCGUGAAGAGCAAAACACUGAAAACAGAGGAGACUCCAGACAGUAACCCCAGCAGUUCCAACAACACCCUUAAACCACCGGCUACACUGAAGGCUUCCCUCCCUUACCCACUGAAAGCAUCCCUACCUGCUCCCAUGUCUGUGGCUCUGACCCCAGGGCCUGGCCCCAACUCGGCACCAACCCUGCUUCCUGCUUCAGCCAGGGCCUCCACAGCCACAGAUGAAGUUGAAGAGUCCCACAUGGAGAGCAUCUGUGUCGAGCCCAGGGUGAAGGAGACGGAGAAGGAGCCAGAGGAGGAGAAGGAGAACGAAGGAGGGGAGAAGAGAGAAGGGAGGCGAAGUCGCUCCUCCUCCACCUCUUCAGAAGAUUACAUCAUCAUCCUCCCUGAUUGCUUUGACACCACCCGACCACUGGGGGAGUCCAUGUACAGCUCUGCUCUGUCCCAGCCUGGUGACAUCACAGCCAAGUCCCCCACAGACCCUGAUACUCCGACUUCUGACCUUACUGACCAUCCAGGCAGUACUGCUGAGGACAGAGGAGUAGCUGAGGCAAAUGAAGCUGCUUCAGCUUCAGGGACAGAGUUGUCGGGCACCAGCAGUGCCAAUGACAUGCUUUGUACAUCUCAAACGCUAGAUGAUGAGCCACUGACACCUGAAGUGGUGGCCCCACCUAAAGCCACCGUCACACCAAGUCCAGAGAGCAGUGGAGAAACAGAUGCUGACGAUGCUGCUGCUGCUGCUGCUGCUGCUGCUGCUAGUGCUAGUGCUGCUGCUGGGGAAGGAGUCGAGGGUUGUGAAUUGUACCAAACUGAGGAUGCAUCUGGUCCUGAACAGACUCAGAUAGAUGAAACCAGAGAUACUGAGGGCACAGAAGACAACCCUGAGGACCCCAGGCACCCAGGCAUCACCAGCGGCCUGGUGAAGGGAGCUCUGUCAGUAGCUGCUUCUGCUUACAAAGCUCUGUUCACUGGACAAGGCCCCACACAGCCUCCAGUGGACUCGUCUACCCAGGACACCAUGAUGGCCGUGCUGGUGGAGAUGGGCUUUGGGGACCGGUCACUGAACCAGCGGCUGCUGAAGAAAUAUAACUACAACCUGCUGGACGUGGUCAACGAGCUCGUUCAGAUGACCGACAAUGACUGGUACUCCACACGCUACUGACAAAGGAGACGAAGAUGUGCAGGAAGAAGUAAAAAGAAGAUGGAGAUGAAACACAAGUAAUGCUAAAUGAAGAAAGAGGAAGAAAGAUGGGAAGAAGGAAAUCAAUUUCUGCUCAUUUACCUUUACCUUCAUCUUUCAGCCAAUCUCUUUUCUAACUGGUCCAGUUAAAUUGAGAGCAUUCUCCUCUGUAUAACAAUAUACAGGGAAACAUUCCAGCAAGCAUCUCUGCAAUCCUGCAUUACAUCAUCAAUCACCCACUGUCUGUGGUAUUACUGUCAGUGUUGGCCUUUAUAGUGGCAGGGUGGUUCCUCUGCUGACCAAUCUAAAUUAGCUAUUCAUAGCAUUUCCGAAGGUUAGGACCACAUAUCCCAUGCCACCAAGGGGAACGUUGUUCUGCUUGAUUAAAGCAGGAAGUAAAGAAGCAAACAUGAAGUUGUGUUAUGUUCCAAAACUAACCAGGUCCAACAAUCACAUUUAAUGGGACGUUUAGGUAAAAACACCAACAUCAGUAUAAAAACGAUGAUAAUUAUUAGUUAGUAUUGAAAUGCCACACACAGCACCUUUCUACUGUCCUCUUUUUCCCGGGACUGUGAUAAAUAACAUAUAUCAAAUAUUGCAUCUGCAUUGAUAACAAAAGUUACUUUUGUCAGAGAAUGUGUACACAUGCUAGUUAGUCAUAGAUUGAAAAUCCACAUUAAGUUUAUUGUUUACUGUAUAUCAAACUGCAUUAAGUCUUAAUACAAUGCUUUUAACAAGGCAUCCUGGGUGCUUGAUGGUUCCCCUUCUGUCAUUUGGCUUUGCCUGAUCUGCUACCCUAAACUGAUGGGCGUCAUCAUAGUUAAAUAAAAAUCCAGUCCCACUAGAGAGCGGCUCACUUUUCUGCAUGUCCUUGCAAAAAAUGUAGUUGUCACUUUUCAAAGGGAUUGUUAAUAAACUACUGUAGCUGGCAAACUAAUGGCUAAUGCCAUCACAACAACCCUCCUAGUUAAUGGGAAAAACACAAAAGUCAUAUAUGGACUCGCAUUAAAGUUCCACAAAAUUAGAUUUGACACAAACAAUCUGACUAUAAGUGAAUCCUCCGAUUCCAUUCGUUCUUUUGAAAUUAACUGAUUUCACAUUCUGAAUGCUGGUGUGACUGGGUGUGUAGGUUUUAGGCAUGGAUCUGGUUUAGGUUGGUCAUUGCCAAAUGUAAUUUAUUAGAAACUGUCUGUCUCACUGUGACGUCAUCUGCAUCCAUGCAUCAUCGUGUGUUUAACGUAGAUGCGGAAUGCUCAUAGAGGUGGGGUAUGGCCACAGCCUUACAUUAGCCAGGCAAACCAUUGGUUAGUAAUAGUCCAAAUAAGCAAAGAUUUAGCUUAUGUGCUUGGCUAGAUUCACUAGGUUUGAGAGAUGUGGACAUGCAGACGGUUUCUGUCUCUGUUCUAUCUCUGUGCAGCACUAAUCUACCCCUUGUUGACAAUAUUUUUUGAUAUAUAUAUCUAUAUAUCUGAAUC
Messenger RNA from Paralichthys olivaceus (Japanese flounder), 4623 nucleotides. RefSeq names its product NBR1 autophagy cargo receptor b (gene nbr1b). Gene Ontology annotation, cellular component: phagophore assembly site. Gene Ontology annotation, biological process: macroautophagy. Gene Ontology annotation, molecular function: ubiquitin binding. The record is from RefSeq and is a predicted model, not a curated record. Lineage: Eukaryota; Metazoa; Chordata; Actinopteri; Pleuronectiformes; Paralichthyidae.